AAUGUGAAAUCUAUUCGAUAAAAAUAAAACGACCGCGAUUGGACCAAAGUGGGGGUAGACGAUGAAGUCCUUUUAUCAGAGGCAGUUGCGAGAUUCGAGGACUCAUUUUGAAAUAAGACUAAACUGUUACGACUAUGCUUGAAAGGUGACUGUCAUUAUUCGUCAAAGUUUUUCAGUUUUUUAGCAUUGCAAAAAAUUUAGUGACCAAAAUUUUUAUAUCGGAUUAAUCAACGCCAUAUCGGUGAAACUAAUCAAACUUGUAUCACUGACACACGAUGCACGAACAUCAGUACCGCGUUAUUCUCUUGACUGUAAUCAUUGUGAUAGCCGGGUCCGUGGCAGGUGAUCGCCUGUCUCCUUCAUUAAAGAGGCAGAAACGAAUUGUUGGAGGGAUCGAAGCUGCUCAGCCACCAGAAGAUGAUCCCGUCGUAUUUGUCAGCAAAAACGGACGAGAUGCCCGGAUUUACGGAACCCGGGACAAAGACAAGGGCUUCUACGUAUUUCGGGGAAUCAGAUUCGGGGAACCCCCAGUUCGUCGGCAUCGAUUUCAAAGACCGAGAGGAGUGAAUUUGGAGGGUGACUUAAACGCGACGAAAUGGGGAGCGCCCUGCCCCCAGCCCGAUUCGUCAAAAGAGGGUGGCGUAAUCGGAUCGGAGGACUGUUUGUUUUUGAAUGUUUUCACUCCCGCCUUGCCAGACGAGGGGGACGGUUACCCUGUGCUGGUAUGGAUUCACGGAGGGGGCUUCAGACGCGGUGCCGCCUGCCAAUACGAGAUGAGAAACUUAAUCAAGAAGAAAAUGGUCGUUGUCUCUAUACAGUAUCGAUUGGGUUCCCUAGGAUUCUUGAGCACCGGAAGCAAGGAUCUACCCGGGAACAACGGCAUGUUUGAUAUGAUUUUGGCUGUCAACUGGAUCAAAGAUUACAUCGAAUUCUUUGGCGGUGAUCCACGGAAAAUCGUCGCUUUUGGACAAGGAACCGGAGCUAGCGCUGCUAUGAUGCUAUCGCUAUCCAAACUGACGCAAAGCUAUUUCAGCGGACUAAUCGCGAUGUCUGGUUCCGCAUUAUCUCAUUUCGCCAUCGACAAAGAUCCAACGACAAGCGCGAAGGCUAUCGCCGAGGCGAACGAUUGCCCUGUCGAGGAUGUCUCGGAGAUGACGCGUUGCCUGCAGGAACUUCCGCUGGAAAAAUUGAUAGGCACCGAUUCGUCCCUGGAAAGCGUUCGCGCAUCGGUUCAAGGCUUCGUCGCCGGUUUGGCGGGGGUUUUGGGUCCGGGGCCCGUGGUAGAGGGCCAAGACGACCAGCGAUCGCUGCCUAACUUCCUGACUAGGCCGCCCGAAGGCUCCUUGGAUCUUGGGGAAUUCCCGGAAAUUCCACUUCUCAUAGGCGUCGUGAAGGACGAAACUGGCGGCGCUGUUUCCGGUCGUUUCCGUGAUGAAAUCCAGACAAAGGUGGACACGGUUCCGAAUUUCGUGGACAAGAAUCUGGUCGAAUCUCUUCAGGGAACGAUACCGAGUUUCAAAAAUGCUGGAAAGGAAUGGCAAUUCGUUCCCGAGGCCUUCUCCAAGUACCUGAAUAUCCCUGACGGUACUCAGGACGAAGGGAACAUCUUCGCCAAGGUGGCCAAGGCUACCGGAGACGCGCUUUUCAACGCGCCAGCUUUCCUCGCUGCUGAACAAUGGUCGAAAAAGGGUAAAGCUUUUUUGUACAGCUUCGAUCAUACCAACGGGAAGAAUUUCGGCAAGGGAUUUUUGCAAGGAUUGCCGUUGGCUGAGGCGAAGGAAAAUGACGGAGGAGUUUCCAACCACGGUGACGAUUUGGGAUACAUUUUUGGGAGGAAUUCUAUUAUUGGCGAACGACUCACUGACGACGAUAUAAACGCAGAACCUGUCGACCCCGAGGAUGCGGAAGUCACGGAUGUCUUCACGGAAAUGAUAGCGAACUUUGCGCGAAGCGGAGAAUUGUCGGUACCAUCCGCGAAGCCGGAAUUCCCUGGCGGAAAUUUGACAAAAAUUCCGUCUUUCACCGGCGGCAAGGAUCCAGCAAAGACCAACCCAUUUAUCAGCGUCACAUCGAAGCCCAGACUCAUGGAAAAUUUCAGAUACUGCGAAAUAGGACUGUGGACUGGAUCGGUCGAAAGGAUCCAAUCUCCAGCUUGCGGACUGUUCAAAUCGAGCGUCGAGAGGGUGGAGAAGUUGGGCCAAAAGGCUCUGGAGGCAGUGAAGCAAAUUGGUGAGGAAACGAUCGGAGUCGGUCGAAAGGUUGCCGAAGACGUUGUAAGACCGGAAAAGAUUACCUCAGACGUUGAAGAUACGGUGAAGAAAAUAGUGGAGCGCCCUGCGGUGAUCGGGGGUGCGAUUCGAGGUCUAAUCCCCGGCUCUGGGGUAAUCGAGUCGCCCUCUUCGCAGUCAGAAAGAGUCCAAAAUCGUCCUCGUCCACCGUCCCAGCGAAAUAUGGGUAGUCUGAUACCUCGGCGAGGAUUUCUGCUCGGUUGA
Molecule: messenger RNA, 2492 nt
Organism: Diprion similis
Lineage: Eukaryota; Metazoa; Arthropoda; Insecta; Hymenoptera; Diprionidae
Product: pyrethroid hydrolase Ces2a
Exons: 6
Coding region: 276-2492 (738 amino acids)
Source: RefSeq, a predicted model, not a curated record